CAUUGAUUUAGUACUCGGUUUGGUGUUUAUUAACAUCAAAUGGAAUUUUGAAAAAUAGAGACAAUAAUUCUGAUAAGAUUUUUUUCGUUUUUUCUCAGUGUAUUCCAUCUGGCAACUCGCGUGAGACGAAACAUCGCAUGCGAUGUCACAGUGACAGUGGGUCGAUGUUCUGAGAAAAUGCCGAAAUGAAGAAAAUCAAUCAGCACAAAUUGCAGGCCUUCGCCGUGGGGGCGAUGGGCCAGAGGGGGUUGUCGCGGAAGGAGCAGGAGGAGCAGAAGAAGCGCGAGGAGGAGCAGGCAGCGGCUCACGCAUUCCAGGAGUUUGUCGAGACGUUCCAAGAGGCUCCGAGUACGCUGUCGAAGGUCUGGGUGAAGGCAGGAACUUACGAUGCCGGCUCCCGAAAGGAAGAUCAUCGCGAGCGCGGGAAGCUGUACAAGCCCAUGUCUAAGCUGGCGGAAGAGAAGAGUUCCACGGAGAAAGCAUCAGAAUAUGCCAUGCAUUUAGCCGGAGAGUCGAAGAAUCAGGAGAAUCGGCUGAAGAAGAAGAGUCAGGAGAAGAAGAAGAGCAAUCUUGAGCUGUUCAAGGAAGAAUUGAGAAUGAUCCAGGAAGAGCGAGAGGAGCGCCACAAGUACAAGAAUGUGGCCAGAUCGAUGCUCACGCACUUGGAUUCGGAGCCUGGCGUGAAGGAGAACGACGUGGGCUCCUUUGACAAUGGCGAUCCCAACACAACCAAUCUCUAUCUGGGCAAUCUAUCGCCCAAAAUCACCGAGCAGCAGCUGAUGGAGUUGUUUGGCAAGUACGGACCGCUGGCCAGCAUCAAGAUUAUGUGGCCGCGGAGUGAGGAGGAGAAGAAUCGUGGCAGGAAUUGCGGCUUCGUGGCCUACAUGAGUCGCCGUGACGCCGAGAGAGCGCUGAAAUGCCUCAAUGGAUGCGAUGUGAUGGGAUAUGAGAUGAAGCUGGGCUGGGGCAAGUCAGUGCCCAUUCUCAAUCAUCCCAUCUACAUCCCACCGGCUCUCGUGGAGUACUCAAUGCCACCACCGCCCUCGGGUCUGCCCUUCAAUGCCCAGACAGCCGGAGAUCCGGUGCCGGAACGCGUUCCCUCGGCCGAAUACAUGAACAGUGCCGAUGCCAAGGCAGAACUUGACUCUGUUCUCCGGGAAUCUGUAGUGAAGGUGGUCAUUCCGACGGACAGGACACUGCUGGCGCUCAUCCAUCGCAUGAUUGAGUUUGUGGUGCGCGAAGGUCCACUUUUUGAGGCGAUGAUCAUGAACAGGGAGAUUGAGAAUCCCAUGUUUCGCUUCCUCUUCGAGAACGACAGUCCGGCUCACAUUUACUAUCGCUGGAAGCUCUUCUCACUCCUCCAGGGUGACACGCCGAGUGAGUGGCGCGAGCGUGAGUUUCGGAUGUUCGUCGGUGGCUCAGUGUGGAAGCCGCCGCCGCUGAAUUUCUACACUCAAGGCAUGCCAGACGAACUGGUGCCCGAAGAUGCCAAUUCGGAGAGCAACAAGGGCGCCUUGUCGACAGCUCAGCGUGAUCGUCUUGAGGAUCUAAUCAGACAUUUAACACCGGAAAGAACAAAGAUUGGCGAUGCGAUGAUUUUCUGCAUUGAACAUGCCGAUGCGGCGGAUGAAAUUUGCGAGUGUAUCGCCGAAUCGAUGGCCAAUAGCGAAACAUUGGUGCACAAGAAGAUCGCCCGAUUGUAUCUCAUCUCUGACAUCCUGCACAAUUGUUCCGUUAAAGUACAAAAUGCCAGCUUCUUCCGAAAAGCAAUGGAGAGAAACCUCUUGGACAUCUUCAAGGAGCUCAACACAGCGUACAUGGGCGUGGAGAGUCGCCUGAAGGCGGAGGGCUUCAAGGUGCGCGUGCUGCAAGUGUGUCGAACGUGGGAAGAGUGGGUUGUGUAUCCGCGGGAUUUCCUGCUGAAGCUGCGCAACACUUUCCUGGGGCAGAUCGAAGAAGUGGUGGAAGAGCUCGACGGGGCGCCGCUGUCUGGGGAUGAGAAGGACGAUGAGGAUCUCGAUGGUGUGCCUCUGGAUGGCGCGGCGCUGCUCAAGAGCGCCAUGCUGAGGGGUUUGCCGGACAUUGUGGCGUCCGAGAGUGGCUCCAGGUCGGCCAUGGACAGGAACAGUCAUGACAGCGAUAUGGAUGAUGAUAUUGAUGGUGUGCCACUGGAUGAGGACAUCGAUGGGAUUCCGCUGGGCAGUGCGUUCGGCAAGGGUGCUGCUGGUGGAGCAUUUGUGCCAUCAAAGUGGGAAACUGUCGAUCCGGAGCAGAUUGAGGCGCAAGCGAUCACGACCAGCAAGUGGGACAAGUUGAAUCCCGUCACGCCUGAUCCACCGCGAAUUGGCGGCGAUUCGGAUGACAGUAAUGAUGAUGCAUUGAGUCUGGGAACGUCAGAAUCCGCCAGGGAUUACGAUGAGGAGCGCAGGACACGAUUGCGUGAGAUUGAGCUGAAAAUCCUGCAAUAUCAGGACGAAUUGGAGUCGGGAAAGAGGACAUUGAAGACAGGUUGGACGCUGUCGCAGCAAUUGGAGCACUUCCGGCGAAAACUCAUGAAGAAAUCCCUGCGUGAUCCUCGAGGGCAGGACAACUCAGACUCCGCUUCAGAGAAGUAUUCAUCCAGUUCGAGGGAGAAGAAAUCCGACAGACGCAGUUUAAGUCCUCCAGAAUCAUCUAAAAGAGCAUCACAUCGAUCACGAUCGCCGUAUGUUAAGAAAUCUGCCAGAGACUCAAUUUCACCGCCCAGCAGUAGGAAUUUAAAGUUGAAACGCGGUCGAUCGCGCAGUGCUUCGGACUCGCCAAAGAGAUACAGAGACAGGCGAUAUGAGCAGAGUCCGCCGAGGAAGCAUCGCAGCCCGUCGCCGAGGAGCUCGAGAUCGAGCAGGGACUUCGGGAGGGAAGUGUCGCCUGUCUCCUCGUCCUCGGCGCGCUACAGCAGCAGCAGCACUUCCACAAAAUCCCCACCGAGUCGCCAUCGAUCGGACAAGCACAAGCACAGACACAAAUACUAGGCGAUCGCCUGAAUUGUGCAGAUCGCGUGAGUUUCCUUCCCCUUUUUCAUGAUGAUUCAGUUCAGUCGUUGUCAAUUGUGUGGAAAAUUGUAUAAUGUAGGGAGAAAUAGAGAGAGACAAAAAGGUCACAAGAUGGGCGAAAAGGCGAAUGAAAAUAAAAGGAAGAGUGAAAAUUG
Phlebotomus argentipes is the source of this 3187-nucleotide messenger RNA. RefSeq names its product U2 snRNP-associated SURP motif-containing protein. The transcript is spliced from 9 exons. The coding region runs from base 186 to 3011 and encodes 941 amino acids. The record is from RefSeq and is a predicted model, not a curated record. Gene Ontology annotation, molecular function: RNA binding. Gene Ontology annotation, biological process: RNA processing. NCBI's taxonomy places the organism in Eukaryota, Metazoa, Arthropoda, Insecta, Diptera, Psychodidae. Gene Ontology annotation, cellular component: nucleus.